Messenger RNA from Phlebotomus papatasi, 1553 nucleotides. RefSeq lists its product as uncharacterized. Bases 119 to 694 code for a protein of 191 amino acids. The transcript is spliced from 2 exons. NCBI's taxonomy places the organism in Eukaryota, Metazoa, Arthropoda, Insecta, Diptera, Psychodidae. The record is from RefSeq and is a predicted model, not a curated record.
GCCCGCCCGUCUCAUCAGCUGUCAAUGCCAAGUAUGUAAUUUUAUUGGACAACAAAUUUGUUUUGGUUCAGAAUACAGUGCAAUAAUUCUAUGUUAUAUACAGUGCAAAUAAUAAUCAAUGGAAAAUAAAGUAAUGAGCACAGUUACGGAGCUGAACAGUCUCGAGAAUAUGACUACAAAUCCUUCCUGUAUGCGAGAUGCGGGUUUUGUGUUCUGCACAACAGCUACUGAGCUGCCAAAAUCACAGAGUCGAGUUGUCAUGAGUCCGAAAUAUGUAUCUAAGAUAUACAGUAGUCCAAGACGAUGCCCAGGUACUCCGCUCAGGGUAAGACCCUAUACUGUUCCGGAGCGUCAUCGCACGCGCAGUGAGAGUCUGGAGCCCAAUUCUGGAGAAUACCAAGAUACCAUUGCCAUAGUAGCGGACACACUGAAUUGUUCCACCACCAUGAGUACUAGUGCAAAUCCGAUGGCAAAUACCAGUACUAUGAUGGAUAUUUCUGAUCCAGUAAUGCACAGUAUGGAAGUUGCGGCGCCAACGGGUAUCCGGACACGACGGACUGACGUCAGUCUUCCUAUUAAAAAGUCCCGCUCCCUGGAGGAUGUGCGUGUUGAAAAUCUUGCGGGAUCGCAGCUCUCACAUGAAAUGGAAUUUGUCUCUAGUCGCAUCCAGAAGCUCAAAGUUCAAGAAUACUGAGGAAACAUGUCUUUAAUUUCUUUGAGCAAUAUACCCUCUGAAACACUUGUAUAUAGUAGAAUAAUAUGAUAUAAUAUAAAAUAUUCAGAAUAUUUACUCUUUCUAAAAUGGACUGGAUUGUGAAAAUAUACGAUAAAAAUGCUUGGUGGAAAUGUUCAAGUUUCUGUUUGGUUAAUAAGUGCAACAACGAAACAAAAGUUGACUCUUUAAUAAAAGAGACAUAUUAAAACAAAAAUUCAAACUUUUUCAUGGAGAAUAACUUUUGUAUCUAUUAGGGUAAGUGUGCCAAAUUCCGGCCAGCUUGCAAUUUCGGCCACCUUUUUUGUUCCUCGAAUUUCCAUGAACUUUUAGAUUUUAUGUACUCUAGAGAUUAUACAAUGCAAAAGAAUAACAAAAAUUGUAGCUUCGACAAACAAGAUGACGUGAAAAAAACAUUGAAAGAAUUCCCGAAGGGCAAGGAACUAUGAGAAUGAAGGUGGCCGAAAUAGGGCACCAAAGCUAUGUCUAUAUUUUUAUUCAUUUUAAAAUGUAUUAAUAAUGAUUUUAGAGUAAAUAAAGACGGUAAACUCUUUACAAGGCUCCAAGCAACACUCUUUCAGAAGAAAGAAUAAAAAAAUCAAUUUGUAUUUAAAAUAUUACAUUUCAAACUUGAGACUUUGGCGCUUGCAUGCAACUAUGCCGAAAUUUGGCACACUUACCCUAACCUAGCUAGUAAUAUAUUGCGAAAGAAGUUUUAAGAAAAUCUCAUUACUAAUGCUCUUUGAAUAUUUUUUUUUUUCUUAUGAUGUGUAUUAUAGUUUUAGCUAUUUAAAUGGUAGUGUAUUAUAUAGGUAUAAUAAAAAUAUUUUGUUAUGUUCAA